AUGGGCAAUAAGUGUUAUUGUUAAUAACCAGAACUCGAGCUCAUUCAUUAGGAAAUUAUUUCACAAAACUCUAUAGAUAGAAAAAUAUCUAUAGACAAUGAUGAUAUCUUCAGUGAUUUAAUCUAACAGCAUUGUUCUAUGUAUCAAUAUCAAGAUGGUAUUUUGCUUAUAUCCAAUAAACCAUUAUCUCCAAAAUCUUAACAUUAAAUAGUAUUUUUAGAACCCAAGAAUAUAUUAGAUGAUGGCAUUAAUUAUUAACCAAUUAUUUUAUAAGGAAUUCUGAGUUCUAGAAGUAAUCAACAAGAACUUCCAUAAGAAUCUCCAUAAACUGAAACAAAUGGAAAAGAGAGAAUCAAAAAAAAAGUAAACUUUUUAAACUGA
Messenger RNA from Paramecium sonneborni, 381 nucleotides. The record is from the annotation of a GenBank genome assembly. NCBI's taxonomy places the organism in Eukaryota, Ciliophora, Oligohymenophorea, Peniculida, Parameciidae.